Eimeria acervulina is the source of this 462-nucleotide messenger RNA. RefSeq lists its product as hypothetical. The transcript is spliced from 2 exons. The record is from RefSeq and is a predicted model, not a curated record. NCBI's taxonomy places the organism in Eukaryota, Apicomplexa, Conoidasida, Eucoccidiorida, Eimeriidae. The annotation marks the transcript as partial.
CAGCAGCAGCAGCAUGAUCAGCAGCUGCAGCAGGCGCCGCCGCCUCAGCAGCAGCAGCCUCAGCAGCAGCAGCAGCCUCAGCAGCAACAGCAGCCGCUGCAUCAGGAGCAGCAGGAACUGCAGCAGCAGCCGCAGCAGGAGCAGCCGUUGCAGCAGCUGCAACAGCUGCAGCAGCUGCAGCAGCAGCAGGAGCUGAAGCAGCUGCAGCAGCAGGAGGAGCUGCAGCAGCUGCAGCAGCAGGAGGAGCUGCAGCAGCUGCAGCAGCAGCAGGAGCUGCAGCAGCUGCAGCAGCGAUCUACGUUAGAAGACUGCAGGGCAAAGCAGCAGCUUCUUUUGCUGCUGUCUCGCUCCUCCGCUUCACGACCGGGCGUCUUGCUUCCUGACAUGCAGCAACAGCAGCAGCAGCAGCAGCAGGAGAAGCAGCAAGAGCCAGAGCUGCCGCAUGCAGAAGCAGCUUGCUGA